AUGUCUGCAUUGGUUAAUCUACCUUGCACUUCUAUAUGGGUGUGUGAUAUAAUCGGUCUUUGCCCUGCUAUCGCUGCCUGGACCCCGCCUGCGAUCCCGAAGGGAGUCCCAGGUUCCGGCAUCGUAACAAUCAUCGGUUCCCUCGCUCUGCAUCAAGCAUACCUCCCACCAUCUGGAAAGAUGUGCAGCAAGGUCAAGCAAGAUACGUUGAAUCGACUUGGAGUUGUUCACCAAGAAAUUUACAUUUACUUCAUUCUUCCCAACCUGAACAUAUUACCCCAAAUAACUAUGGUGGAAGUCAAGCAAACCAAUUCCCCUGCUUCCGAACCGAAAGCAGCAGACCCCGAAUUUGCGAGCGUCUAUCAGCUAUUGUCAACUCAUAUCUAUCUCAAGGCACGUCGUUCUUAA
Messenger RNA from Coccidioides immitis RS, 408 nucleotides. RefSeq lists its product as uncharacterized. Lineage: Eukaryota; Fungi; Ascomycota; Eurotiomycetes; Onygenales; Onygenaceae. The transcript is spliced from 2 exons. Bases 1 to 408 code for a protein of 135 amino acids. The record is from RefSeq and is a predicted model, not a curated record.